Hippopotamus amphibius kiboko is the source of this 1127-nucleotide messenger RNA. Its product is annotated as all-trans-retinol dehydrogenase [NAD(+)] ADH7-like. Gene Ontology annotation, molecular function: zinc ion binding; all-trans-retinol dehydrogenase (NAD+) activity. Gene Ontology annotation, biological process: retinol metabolic process; retinoic acid metabolic process. Gene Ontology annotation, cellular component: cytosol. Lineage: Eukaryota; Metazoa; Chordata; Mammalia; Artiodactyla; Hippopotamidae. The record is from RefSeq and is a predicted model, not a curated record.
GUUUAUCUGAGAGCAGCUGAUGCUGUUAUUUACAGCAGACGGAGCCAAACAUCACACAGAAAAAGUAUCUGUUUACUGAUAUAUAGAACAAAGAGAAAGACAGGAUGGGCACAGCUGGAAAAAUUAUUAAAUGUAAGACAGCUGUGCUAUGGGAACAGAAGAAACCCUUUUCCACUGAGGAAAUAGAAGUUGCCCCACCAAAGGCUAAAGAAGUUCGUAUUAAGCAAAUUUUGGCGACAGGAAUCUGUCGGUCAGAUGACCACACGAUAAAAGAAGCAAUAGUGUCGUUUCCAGUGAUUGUGGGACAUGAAGCCACUGGAGUUGUGGAGAGCAUCGGAGAAGGAGUCACUACAGUGAAACCAGGUGACAAAGUCAUCCCCCUCAUUGUGCCUCAGUGUAGAGAAUGCAAUGCUUGUCGGAACCCAGAUGGCAACUUUUGUAUAAGAAGCGACCUUACUGGUUGUGGAGUCCUGGCUGAUGGCACCACCAGAUUUACAUGCAGGGGCAAACCAGUCUAUCACUUUGUGAGCGCUAGUACCUUUACUGAGUACACGGUGGUGGGUGAAACUUCUGUUGCUAAGAUCGAUGAUGCAGCUCCUCCUGAGAAAGUCUGUUUAAUUGGAUGUAGAUUUUCCACUGGAUAUGGGGCCGCUAUUAAAACUGGCAAGGUCACCCCUGGUUCAACUUGUGUGGUCUUUGGCCUGGGAGGAGUUGGCCUUUCAGUCAUCAUGGGCUGUAAGUCAGCCGGUGCAUCCAGGAUCACUGGGAUUGACCUCAACAAAAACAAAUUUGAAAAGGCCGUGGCUGUAGGAGCCACUGAGUGCAUCAGCCCCAGGUACUCCACCGAGCCCAUCAGUAAGGUGCUGUCAGAAAUGACAGCCAACACUGUGGACUACAGUUUUGAAGCUAUUGGGCAUCUUGAAACUAUGAUUGAUGCCCUUUCAUCCUGCAACAUGAGCUAUGGGGUCAGUGUGGUAGUGGGAUCUCGUCUAUCAGCCAAGAUGCUCACCUACGACCCAAUGCUUCUCUUCACUGGGUGUACACGGAAGGGAUGCAUUCUUGGAGUCAAGGAAGCCAUGAAGCAGUGUCAAACUGUGUUCUUGGCUAUUAAAUCAGAGGAUAAAUGA